AUGGCCAGGCCGGGGAGCGCCCGAGAGCCGCCGCUCCUGGCGCUGCUGCCGCCGCUGUUGGUGCUGGUGCAAGCGGGCGCGGCGGGCGCGGCGGGCUCGGUGCGCCUGGCGGGCGGCCUCACGCUGGGCGGCCUGUUCCCGGUGCACGCGCGGGGCGCUGCGGGCAGGGCGUGCGGGCAGCUGAAGAAGGAGCAGGGCGUGCACCGGCUGGAGGCCAUGCUGUACGCGCUGGACCGCGUGAACGCCGACCCUGCGCUGCUGCCCGGCGUGCGCCUGGGCGCGCGGCUGCUCGACACCUGCUCUCGGGACACGUACGCGCUGGAGCAGGCGCUGACCUUCGUGCAGGCGCUGAUCCAGGGCCGCGGCGACGGCGACGAGGGGGCAGUGCGCUGCCCCGGAGGCGUCCCUCCGCUGCGCGCCGCGCCCCCCGAGCGGGUCGUGGCUGUCGUCGGCGCGUCGGCCAGCUCCGUCUCCAUCAUGGUCGCCAAUGUGCUUCGCCUGUUUGCGAUACCCCAGAUCAGCUACGCGUCCACAGCCCCUGAGCUCAGCGACUCCACACGCUAUGACUUCUUCUCCCGAGUCGUGCCACCUGACUCCUACCAGGCCCAGGCCAUGGUGGACAUCGUGAGGGCGCUGGGAUGGAACUACGUGUCCACACUGGCCUCCGAGGGCAACUAUGGCGAGAGUGGGGUUGAGGCCUUUGUGCAGAUCUCCCGGGAGGCUGGGGGGGUCUGUAUUGCCCAGUCCAUCAAGAUUCCUAGGGAACCAAAGCCAGGAGAAUUCAACAAGGUGAUCAAGAGAUUAAUGGAGACGCCCAAUGCCCGGGGCAUCAUCAUCUUUGCCAACGAGGAUGACAUCAGGAGGGUACUGGAGGCCGCACGCCAGGCCAACCUGACGGGUCACUUCCUAUGGGUCGGCUCUGACAGCUGGGGAGCCAAGACCUCACCCAUCCUGAACCUGGAGGAUGUGGCCGUGGGGGCCAUCACCAUCCUGCCCAAAAGGGCUUCCAUAGAUGGAUUUGACCAGUACUUCAUGACCCGCUCCCUGGAGAACAACCGCCGGAACAUCUGGUUUGCCGAGUUCUGGGAAGAGAAUUUCAACUGCAAACUGAUCAGCUCAGGUACCCAGUCCGACGACUCCGCCCGCAAAUGCACAGGUGAGGAACGCAUCGGCCGGGACUCUACCUACGAGCAGGAGGGGAAGGUGCAGUUUGUGAUCGAUGCUGUGUACGCCAUUGCCCACGCCCUCCACAGCAUGCACCAAGCACUCUGCCCGGGGCUCACGGGCCUGUGCCCCGCGAUGGAGACCACCGAUGGGCGGAUGCUGCUGCAGUAUAUUCGAGCUGUCCGCUUCAAUGGCAGCGCGGGGACCCCGGUGAUGUUCAACGAGAACGGGGAUGCGCCUGGGCGCUAUGACAUCUUCCAGUACCAGGCGGCCAACGGCAGUGCGGGCAGCGGUGGCUACCAGGCCGUGGGCCAGUGGGCAGAGACUCUCAGGCUGGACGUGGAAGCUCUCCAGUGGUCGGGAGACACCCGCGAGGUGCCUGGGUCCCAGUGCAGCCUCCCCUGUGGGCCCGGUGAGCGGAAAAAGAUGGUGAAGGGCGUCCCCUGCUGCUGGCACUGCGAGGCCUGUGACGGGUACCGCUUCCAGGUGGACGAGUUCACGUGCGAGGCCUGCCCCGGGGACAUGCGGCCCACGCGCAACCACACGGGCUGCCGCCCCACGCCCAUCGUGCGCCUGACCUGGUCCUCGCCCUGGGCCGCGCCGCCACUCCUGCUGGCUGUGCUGGGCAGCAUGGCCACCACCACCGUGGUGGCCACCUUUGUGCGGCACAACGACACGCCGAUCGUCCGCGCCUCGGGCCGCGAGCUCAGUUAUGUGCUGCUCACCGGCAUCUUCCUCAUCUACGCCAUCACCUUCCUCAUGGUGGCCGAGCCCGGCGCGGCAGUGUGCGCCGGCCGCAGGCUCUUCCUCGGCCUUGGCACCACGCUCAGCUACUCGGCCUUGCUCACCAAGACCAACCGCAUCUACCGCAUCUUCGAGCAGGGGAAGCGCUCCGUCACGCCGCCGCCCUUCAUCAGCCCCACCUCGCAGCUCGUCAUCACCUUCAGCCUCACCUCCGUGCAGGUGGUGGGAGUAAUGGCCUGGCUGGGGGCCCAGCCCCCACACAGUGUGAUUGACUACGAAGAGCAACGGACCGUGGACCCGGAGCAGGCCAGAGGGGUGCUCAAGUGCGACAUGUCAGAUCUGUCCCUCAUCGGCUGCCUGGGCUACAGCCUCCUACUCAUGGUCACAUGCACAGUGUAUGCCAUCAAGGCCCGCGGUGUGCCCGAGACCUUCAAUGAGGCCAAGCCCAUAGGCUUUACCAUGUACACCACCUGCAUCAUCUGGCUAGCUUUUGUGCCUAUCUUCUUUGGUACCGCCCAGUCAGCUGAGAAGAUCUACAUCCAAACCACCACACUGACUGUGUCCUUGAGCCUGAGUGCAUCGGUGUCCCUCGGCAUGCUCUAUGUGCCCAAGACCUACGUCAUCCUGUUCCACCCGGAGCAGAAUGUGCAGAAGCGGAAGCGAAGUCUCAAGGCGACCUCCACAGUGGCAGCCCCACCCAAGGGCGAGGACACGGAGGCCCCCAAGUAGUGAGUGGGGGAUGAGUGGGAUGGUUGCUCCCUCUCUUCUGCUCUUUUCUUUCCCUUGCUUCACCAUGGAAGCUGUGAAAAGUCCAGGUCUGCAGUGAG
Messenger RNA from Panthera uncia (snow leopard), 2735 nucleotides. RefSeq names its product glutamate metabotropic receptor 6 (gene GRM6). Gene Ontology annotation, molecular function: adenylate cyclase inhibiting G protein-coupled glutamate receptor activity. The record is from RefSeq and is a predicted model, not a curated record. Gene Ontology annotation, biological process: G protein-coupled glutamate receptor signaling pathway; regulation of synaptic transmission, glutamatergic. NCBI's taxonomy places the organism in Eukaryota, Metazoa, Chordata, Mammalia, Carnivora, Felidae. The transcript has 10 exons. Gene Ontology annotation, cellular component: membrane. The coding region runs from base 1 to 2637 and encodes 878 amino acids.